Molecule: messenger RNA, 3185 nt
Organism: Drosophila innubila
Lineage: Eukaryota; Metazoa; Arthropoda; Insecta; Diptera; Drosophilidae
Product: ATP-binding cassette sub-family F member 1
Exons: 2
Coding region: 266-3037 (923 amino acids)
Molecular function (GO): ATP hydrolysis activity; ATP binding
Source: RefSeq, a predicted model, not a curated record
UCGUAUAAACUUGUUAACAGUCACAGACACGCACACUCGCAGAGGCAAAUAACCAUCGUGUGCUUGCUCUUCUUCUUCUUCCAGCUCCACAUUUUGGCACAUUUGCCAGCUGUGCACGUGAAAGCCGCCGCCGCAGCAGCAGCCACAACAGCAACAAAGCAAAACGCAAACGUAAACGUAAAUCAUCAAAUUAUCAAAAAUCAGCAAUUUCGUUUUUUUGUGUAAUAUUAGUUUAUUCAACAACAGUUACCCCAACAGAAGCGACAUGUCGAAGGCGAAAGGCAAAAAGAAGGAACGCUUCGAUGACGAAGACGAUCACAAAGAGACAGAGAAAGUGAUUGCCAACGAGAAGAAGCAGGCAAACAAAAAGGGCAAGAAGGGUAAACGAACGGGUGCUGGCGGUGAUUCUAGUGAUAAUGAAUCCCUAAACAGCAACAAGUUAGCGGAUGAUCUGGAAAGCAACAAAUCAUCGCAAAGCAAGCAGAAGAAGGCAGCCAAAAAGGGUAAAAAGGGUAAGAGAAACGAUGAUUGGAGCGAUGAGGAUGAGACGCCAGCAAAGCCAGCUGCUGAAUCCGACCAAGAGAUGGCGCCAGUUGCAAAAACCGCCAACAAGAAGCAGCAGCAACAGGGCAAGAAGAGUAAAAAGAACAACAAAAAGAAGUUGGAUGAUGGCUUCAGUGACGAUGACAGUGACAACGAGCUUGAUAAUGCGGAGGAGGAGCAGGAGGAGCCGGUGGCAAUCAUAGCCAAGAAAUCCAAAAAGAAGCAGCAACAGCAAAAGAAUAAAUUUGCCAUGAGUGACGAUGAUGAAGAUGAGGAUGAGGAGGAGGAGCAGCUAGAUGUGGACUCUGAGGAGGAGCAAGUGGCAGCUGCUAAGCCGGCAACCAAGAAAUCCAAGCAAAAACAGCAGAAGCAGCAAAAGAACAAAUUCGAAAUGAGCGACAAUGAAGAUGAGGAGGAAAAGGAGGAGGAGCAGGAGCUGGAGGUGCAGAAAGCAGAAGAGGCAGAGAAGAAGGAUGUGAAGCAGGCGGAGCAAUUGAAGCCCGAGUCCAAAUCAGAGCCUGAACUCGAUCAGAAAUUGACUGAAAAAGUAGCUGCAAUAACGCUCAAGGAAACGGAACCAGCGGAGGCGGAGGAGGAGGAGCCCAAGUCGGAAGAGUCUGCCGAGGCAACUGUCGACACCAAGGACAAGGACAAAGAGAAGGACAAGAAGCUCACACACAAAGAGAAGAAGAAGCAAAAGAAACAGCUGGAAUAUGAGCGACAAAUGGAAUUGAUGACCAAAAAGGGAGGAGCUGGACACUCGGAUCUGGAUAACAAUUUCACCAUGUCGCAGGUGCAAAAGAGCGCAGGACAACAGGCGGCCUUGGAGCAUGCCGUCGACAUCAAGAUUGAGAAUUUCACAAUAUCAGCCAAGGGUAAUGAUUUGUUUGUGAAUGCGAAUCUGUUGAUUGCCCAUGGACGUCGCUAUGGUCUCGUGGGUCCCAAUGGACAUGGCAAGACGACGCUGCUGCGUCACAUUGCGACGCGUGCCUUUGCCAUCCCACCCAACAUUGAUGUGCUGCUGUGCGAACAGGAGGUGGUGGCCACCGAUAAGACGGCCAUUAAUACCAUCUUGGAUGCGGAUGUGAAGCGCACGGAGAUGCUCAAGAAGAGCGAGGAGUUGGAGAAACAAUUUGCUGGCGGUGAUCUGAGCGUGCAGGAGGAACUCAAUGAUACCUUCGCUGAAUUGAAGGCAAUUGGCGCCUAUUCGGCCGAGGCACGUGCUCGUCGCAUCCUUGCCGGUCUUGGUUUCAGCAAGGAGAUGCAGGAUCGACCCACCAACAAGUUCUCGGGUGGCUGGCGUAUGCGUGUCUCCUUGGCCCGUGCUCUGUACUUGGAGCCAACAUUGCUGAUGCUCGAUGAGCCGACAAAUCAUUUGGAUUUGAAUGCGGUCAUUUGGUUGGACAACUAUUUGCAGGGGUGGAAGAAGACAUUGCUGAUCGUUUCUCAUGACCAGAGUUUCUUGGACAAUGUCUGCAACGAGAUCAUUCAUCUGGAUCAAAAGAAGCUGCAGUACUACAAGGGCAACUACUCCAUGUUCAAGAAGAUGUUUGUGCAGAAGCGUCGCGAGAUGAUCAAGGAGUAUGAGAAGCAGGAGAAGCGUAUACGCGAACUGAAGGCACAUGGACAGUCCAAGAAGGCGGCGGAGAAGAAGCAAAAGGAGUCCCUCACCCGUAAGCAGGAGAAGAACAAGACAAAGCAACAGAAACAGGAUGAGGAUGAGGGGCCACAGGAGCUGUUGGCUCGUCCCAAGGAAUAUAUUGUGAAAUUCCGUUUCCCGGAGCCAUCACAAUUGCAACCACCAAUUCUGGGUGUGCACAAUGUCACGUUUGCCUUCGAUGGCCAAAAGCCAUUGUUCAUUAAGGCCGAUUUUGGCAUUGAUCUGACCAGUCGUGUGGCCAUUGUCGGACCCAAUGGUGUCGGCAAAUCAACGUUCCUCAAGCUGCUGCUGGGCGAACUGGAGCCCCAACAGGGUGAGCAGCGCAAGAAUCAUCGCCUGCAUGUCGGACGCUUCGAUCAGCAUUCGGGUGAGCAUCUGACGGCAGAGGAAUCGGCUGCGGAGUAUCUACAACGUCUAUUUAAUUUGCCGCAUGAGAAGGCGCGCAAGGCAUUGGGAUCGUUUGGAUUGGUCAGUCACGCGCAUACGAUCAAAAUGAAGGAUCUGUCUGGUGGUCAGAAGGCGCGUGUCGCUCUCGCCGAGCUGUGCCUUAGUGCGCCCGAUGUGCUCAUCCUGGAUGAGCCGACCAAUAAUCUGGAUAUUGAAUCAAUCGAUGCUUUGGCCGAGGCCAUCAAUGAGUAUGAAGGCGGCGUCAUUAUUGUCUCCCACGACGAGCGACUCAUACGUGAAACGGGCUGCACCCUGUAUGUCAUCGAGGAUCAGACAAUCAAUGAGAUCGAUGGCGAGUUCGAUGAUUAUCGCAAGGAGGUGCUCGAUUCACUCGGCGAGGUGGUCAACAAUCCCAGUGUUGUGGCCAAUGCGGCAGUGCUGCAGUAGACUGUCUCCAGUCUCCCGUCUAUAGUCACUUCACUAGAUAGCCUUUUUUAUAUAUAUAUAUAUUGUAUGUAUGAACGAUAACGAAUGUUAAACUUAUUUGGAAUGCGUACAGGUGUACUAAAUAAAUUCACAAUGUUUAUUAAAUAUG